UCGGUAAAUCAAGUCAAUCUAUCUUUUGGUUUGUGUGCAGAGAGCCGUUCGGCUUUAUGUAAAUUGAAAAAAUAUUAAAAGGACUCUUUCGCUGCCACGGAUGACACAGCUAUAAUGGAUGUUUUUCACGAAAGUAUCGUUCACAACAGAUUUUGAUUAAAAAAAGGAACAUUUGACGUUUGUUAGCUAGCGUUAGUUCUCGCUGCAGUUCUAUGGUGUUACCUCCGUGAGUCUUCAAAGGCGGACAGACAAGGAAUCUUGCAGUGUGACAGUCCUAAACCACAGACAUGUCUGGGGCGUCUGUGAAAGUCGCGGUUCGAGUUCGGCCCUUCAACUCCAGGGAAAUUAGCAAAGAAUCAAAAUGUAUCAUUCAGAUGCAAGGCAACACUACAACUAUUCUCAACCCAAAAGCCUCAAAGGAGCCAGCAAAGAUCUUCAGUUUUGAUUACUCAUACUGGUCACACACUACAGCGGAUGACCCCAGCUUUGCGUCACAGAACCUUGUAUACAAUGACAUUGGAAAGGAAAUGCUUGCACAUGCCUUUGAGGGCUACAACGUCUGCAUCUUUGCUUAUGGCCAGACAGGAGCUGGCAAAUCCUACACUAUGAUGGGCAAGCAGGAGGAGGGCCAGGAAGGCAUAAUUCCCAUGCUUUGUGAAGAUCUAUUUGAGAAAAUCAAUGAGGACAGCAACAAAGAGGAGCUCUCCUACUCUGUGGAGGUCAGUUACAUGGAGAUCUACUGUGAGCGGGUUAGAGACUUGCUCAAUCCAAAAAACAAAGGAAACCUACGAGUGCGAGAACACCCUUUACUGGGCCCUUACGUGGAGGACCUGUCCAAGCUAGCUGUCACCUCCUAUACAGAUAUUGCUGACCUAAUGGAUGCAGGCAACAAGGCCAGAACUGUAGCUGCCACCAACAUGAAUGAGACCAGCAGCAGAUCACAUGCUGUUUUCACAAUCGUCUUUACACAGAGGAAACACGACAGCGAGACAGACCUCUCCACAGAAAAGGUCAGCAAAAUUAGUUUGGUAGACUUGGCAGGGAGUGAACGAGCAGAUUCCACUGGCGCCAAAGGUACCAGGCUAAAGGAGGGAGCAAACAUAAACAAAUCUCUGACCACACUAGGCAAGGUCAUAUCUGCCUUGGCCGAAGUGGAUAACUGUACCAGCAAGAGCAAGAAGAAGAAAAAGACAGACUUCAUCCCAUACAGAGAUUCUGUUCUGACGUGGCUCCUGAGAGAGAAUCUUGGUGGAAAUUCUAGAACAGCUAUGGUAGCUGCGCUUAGUCCGGCAGACAUAAACUAUGAUGAAACUCUCAGCACACUUCGUUACGCUGACCGAGCCAAGAAUAUCAAAUGCAAUGCUGUCAUCAAUGAAGAUCCCAACAAUAAACUGGUGCGCGAGUUGAAGGAUGAAGUUGCUCGUCUGAAGGAACUGCUCCGUGCUCAGGGACUGGGCGACAUCCUGGACAUUGAGCCUAUGGGAGAUGAUUUCCCAAGAAGUGGAAGCAAAUACCUCAAAGACAUUCAGAACAAUAAGAAUAGAUACUUGGUAGCUUCAGAGAACCAACGCCCUGGCCAUUUCUCCACAGCCCCUAUCGGUUCCCUGACAGCCUCUCCAUCCUCUAACACACUGUGCAGCCAGGGGGGCCUACCAUCAGUCACCAGCAUCCAGGAGCGCAUCAUGUCCACCCCCGGAGGCGAGGAGGCUAUUGAAAGACUCAAGGAAUCAGAAAAGAUCAUUGCCGAACUCAAUGAAACCUGGGAAGAGAAACUGCGAAAGACGGAGGCUAUCCGCAUGGAGAGGGAGGCCUUGCUUGCAGAAAUGGGUGUGGCAAUCCGUGAAGAUGGAGGCACUCUGGGCGUGUUCUCGCCUAAAAAGACGCCACACCUGGUUAACCUGAAUGAGGAUCCACUUAUGUCAGAGUGUCUGCUCUACUAUAUCAAAGAUGGCAUUACAAGGGUAGGUCAGGCGGAUGCUGAAAGGAGACAGGACAUUGUUUUAAGUGGAGCUCAUAUCAGGGAAGAGCAUUGUGUCUUCUGCAGUGAGAGAAAUGUCAAUGGAGAUGUGAUUGUCAUGCUGGUACCCUGUGAAGGAUCAGAAACCUAUGUCAAUGGCAAGCGUGUUGAAGAUGCAAUCCAACUUCGUUCAGGAAACCGCAUCAUUAUGGGUAAGAACCAUGUGUUUCGGUUCAACCACCCGGAACAGGCCAGGGCUGAAAGAGAAAAGACACCAUCAGCUGAAACCCCAGUGGAGCCAGUGGACUGGACGUUUGCCCAGAGAGAACUUCUGGAGAAGCAGGGCAUCGACAUGAAGCAAGAGAUGGAGAAAAGGUUGACAGAGAUGGAAAUCUUGUACAAAAAGGAGAAGGAAGAGGCAGAUCAACUUCUGGAACAACAGAGACUGGUUUACGAGAGCAAGUUGCAGGAACUUCAGAAACAGGUGGAAACGCGUUCGCUAAUAGCUGAAACACCUGAUGAAGAUGAAGUGGAAGAGGAGGAGGAAGAGGAAGACCUUCAACUCCUCUUGGGAUUGCCAUGGACUCAGCAUGAGUUUGAGCUGGCUCAGUGGGCCUUCAGGAAGUGGAGGUACCAUCAGUUCACCUCCCUGCGUGACCAGCUGUGGGGAAACGCCGUUUAUCUGAAGGAGGCCAACGCCAUAAGUGUGGAGCUCAAGAAAAAGGUCCAGUUCCAGUUUGUGUUGCUAACAGAUACGCUGUACUCGCCGCUUCCUCCUGAGCUGCUGCCCACAAACCCGGAGAAAGACCGUGACCCUCGGCCUUUUCCACGUACUGUGGUGGCUGUAGAGGUCCAAGAUCUUAAGAAUGGAGCCACUCACUACUGGUCCCUUGAUAAACUGAAGCAGAGGCUGGACCAAAUGAGGGAGAUGUAUGACCGCGCUGGGGAGAUGACUUCCACACAUCAGGAGGACAGUGAGGGUACUAUGACAGGAAAUGACCCUUUCUACGACCGCUUCCACUGGUUUAAACUAGUUGGGAGCUCCCCCAUCUUCCAUGGCUGUGUUAAUGAGCACCUGGCCGACCGCACGCCUUCGCCUACUUUCUCCACCAGUGACUCAGAGAUCACCGAGCUGGCGGAUGAACGCCACAGUGAGAUGUCUGACUUGAUUGAUGACGAGGCAUUUGUGGACGACACCAGCUCUGACGCCGGCACUGAGGAGGGCUCGGACAUCUUCAGCGAUGGCCAGGAUCCCUUCUACGACCGCUCCCCCUGGUUCAUCCUGGUGGGAAGAGCGUUUGUGUACUUGAGCAACCUGCUGUACCCUGUGCCACUUGUUCACCGUGUUGCCAUAGUAACAGAGAAGGGAGAGGUGCGAGGUUUUCUGCGUGUGGGGGUCCAGGCUAUAGCUGCUGAUGAGGAGGCCCCAGACUACGGCUCAGGAGUUAGACAGUCGGGAACCGCCAAGAUUUCAUUUGAUGACGAGUACUUCAAAAAGAGUGAUUUUCCCUCCACGGUUCUGACCCGCUCCGGCAUGUCCCUGGAAGAGCUGCGCAUUGUGGAAGGUCAGGGUCAGAGUUCAGAGGUCAUCACACCCUCAGAGGAGCUCAACAGAAUCAAUGAGAUGGACCUCAAAUUGGGUAACAUCAGCGAGACCAAGAUGAGUCGUUGCGACGAUUUGCCUGGCCAGCUGGAUGUGGGCAGCGUUUUCACAUUCCGCGUCACUGUGCUGCAGGCCAGUGGCGUCCCACCCGAGUACGCAGACAUCUUCUGCCAGUUCAAUUUCCUGCAUCGUCACGACGAGGCGUUUUCCACAGAGCCCCUGAAGAACGCUGGUAAAGGCUCUCCUCUGGGCUUUUACCACGUUCAGAAUAUUUCAGUUGAGGUGACGGAGUCGUUUAUCGAGUACAUCAAGAACAAGCCCAUUGUGUUUGAAGUGUUUGGUCACUACCAGCAGCACCCGCUGCAUUAUCAGGGUCAGGACCUGAUCAGUCCUCCAAUGCAAUCACGAAAAUACUAUCCUAUCCCCAUGCCCCUGUCCAAACCAGUUCCAGCCACCAAGCUGAACACCAUCACGAAGUCCAGCCUGGGUCAGUGUGUCAGCAAGUACGACCUGCUGGUCUGGUUCGAGAUCAGUGAGCUGGAACCUACUGGAGAGUACAUCCCUGCUGUGGUGGAUCACAGCGGAGGGCUGCCCUGCCAGGGCACCUACCUCCUGCACCAGGGGAUCCAGCGCCGGAUCACAGUGACUCUGAUCCAUGAGAAGGGGAGCGAGCUCCACUGGAAGGAUGUUCGUGAGCUGGUGAUGGGUCGCAUCAGGAACAAGGCCGAAGUGGACGAUGGUGCCGCUGACGGUGUCCUGUCCCUCAACAUCAUCUCAGCCAAGAACAUCAAGUCAUCACACAACACCAACAGGACAUUCUAUCGCUUUGAGGCGGUGUGGGACAGCUCCCUGCACAACUCUCUGCUGCUGAACAGAGUCACUCCUUACGGAGAGAAGAUCUACAUGACUCUGUCAGCGUACCUGGAGCUUGACCAUUGCAUCCAACCUGCCAUUAUUACCAAAGAUAUCUGCAUGAUCUUCUAUUCUCGAGAUGCAAAGAUCUCUCCUCCACGGUCCCUCAGGAACCUUUUUGGGAGCGGAUACUCCAAAACCCCAGACUGCAACCGAGUUACCGGCAUCUACGAGCUGAGCUUGUGUAAGAUGUCUGACACUGGAAGCCCAGGAAUGCAGCGGAGGAGGAGGAAGGUCCUGGACACAUCAGUAGCUUAUGUCCGAGGAGAGGAGAACCUGGCAGGCUGGAGGCCCAGAGGAGACAGUCUCAUCCUGGAGCACCAGUGGGAGUUGGAGAAGAUGGAGCAGCUGCAUGAGGUGGAGAAGACCCGCCACCUGCUGCUGCUGAGGGAGAAGCUGGGAGAAGCUGCACCGGUGGGGACGGUUCCUGCCACCAAGUCCCUGAGCGAGUUGGUGUCCCCCAGCAUGAGCUCGGGCACCCUGUCCACCUCCACCUCCAUCUCCUCACAGAUCUCCAGCACCACCUUUGAAAGUGCCAUCACGCCCAGCGAGAGCAGCGGCUACGACUCCGCCGACAUCGAGAGCCUGGUGGACCGCGAGAAAGAGCUGGCUUCCAAGUGCCUGCGUCUACUGACACACACCUUCAACAGUGAGUACAACCAGGUGUGCAGCAGCAUCAGCGACUGUAAGCUGUCUGACAUCUCGCCAAUUGGUCGUGAUCCAUCAGUGACGAGCUUAAGUAGUGCCACCCUGACACCGUCCUCCACCUGUCCCUCUCUGGCUGACUCUCGCUGUGGCUCUAUGGACCAGAAGACGCCAGAGAACAGUUCCCAGGCCUCCAGUCCCUCUUGCGCAGACUAUGAGAACUUCCCGAUCGUUCCUGCCUUGGAGAUCUCCUACUUAGCCCGGGCUGGAAAGAACGAGUUCCUUAACCUGGUCCCUGACAUUGAAGAAAUGAGACCGGGGUCGGUGGUGUCCAAGAAGGGUUUCCUGAGCUUCAUGGAACCACGCUCCAACUCGUGGGUGAAGCACUUUGUGGUUGUGCGUCGGCCGUAUGUCUUCAUCUACAACAACGACAAGGACCCAGUGGAGCGCGGUGUCAUCAACCUUUCCACAGCGCAGGUGGAAUACAGCGAAGACCAGCAGGCCAUGCUCAAGACUCCCAACACUUUUGCUGUGUGCACAAAACACAGAGGAAUCCUCUUGCAGGCCAACAACGAGAAGGACAUGAACGACUGGCUGUACGCUUUCAACCCACUGUUAGCAGGAACGAUAAGAUCAAAGCUGGCACGGAGGCGCAGCGGCCUGUUGAAGAACUGAAACGGCGCCUUCUGGACAACCUCUGAACUGUCCCAGUGUUAACACUUACUAAUCAUUGUGGUUCUUGACAGUUUUCUCUUGUAAGUAGACUUUGUGGCUUAAGUCUCUUCAUGCGACUAAAAAAAGUUUCAGUUCCAGAAAAAUUUGCCUCCAGCUUCUGCCACCUCAGCUUCUCUCCAUUCUCCUCUGCCGCACUUUUUCAACUUUUGUUUCCAUCAUCUGGAUCCGAUUUUGGAUUCGCUUGUCGUCGUUCUUCGACCCCCCC
Thalassophryne amazonica is the source of this 6057-nucleotide messenger RNA. It is a transcript of the gene kif1b, whose product is annotated as kinesin family member 1B. Gene Ontology annotation, molecular function: microtubule motor activity; ATP binding; microtubule binding. The coding region runs from base 288 to 5792 and encodes 1834 amino acids. Gene Ontology annotation, biological process: microtubule-based movement. The record is from RefSeq and is a predicted model, not a curated record. NCBI's taxonomy places the organism in Eukaryota, Metazoa, Chordata, Actinopteri, Batrachoidiformes, Batrachoididae. The transcript has 50 exons.